Thamnophis sirtalis is the source of this 2056-nucleotide messenger RNA. RefSeq names its product store-operated calcium entry associated regulatory factor (gene SARAF). The record is from RefSeq and is a predicted model, not a curated record. NCBI's taxonomy places the organism in Eukaryota, Metazoa, Chordata, Lepidosauria, Squamata, Natricidae. Gene Ontology annotation, cellular component: endoplasmic reticulum membrane. Gene Ontology annotation, biological process: regulation of store-operated calcium entry.
CAAUCCGAAGAGCCAAUCAUUGUCGGCGAGAGGCGGGGCCUCGAGACCCGUUGCCAUAGGCGGAAAAGGCUGGAGCGCAGCCGCUUCGUUUCUCAAUCAAAGGGCUAAAAUGGAGGCGUCUCUGGGACGACUGCUUUUGCCGCUGUUGGUGGUGCUGACGGCAACAUCUUUAGCGACGGGCUGGGAGCAGCCGGAGAGAGUCCUAUUGCGCGAAGUCCAAGCCCUGACACUCUACCAGGCAAAGUACACCAAUUAUAGGAGGACAUCUCCAGUGCCCCAAUUGCAAUGUACCGGAGGCUCAGCUGGAUGUACGGCAUAUACCCCUGAUGUUGUUCAGUGUUACAACAAAGGUUGGGAUGGCUAUGAUGUGCAGUGGGAAUGUAAAGCACAUUUGGAUGUUUCAUAUCGCUUUGGAAAAAUUGAAGUAAGCUGUGAAGGCUACGAUUACCCAAAUGACCCUUUCAUUUUAAAAGGAUCAUGUGGCUUGGAAUACACGUUAGAGUUAACUAAGAAAGGACAGCAAAAAUCUAACACUUUUUCUGGGACCUAUUAUUCUCCAACUUCUCAUGAGUCAUUUGGUUCCGGAUUUGGAGUGAUCCUGGUAAUAUUAUUUGUUGCUUUUGUUUUUGGCAUCUACAAGCUAUUCCUCUGUGAUAACCGACAACAUAAUGUCCCUAAUGAUGAUGUAUAUUCAGGAUCCUAUGGGCAAAGUUAUCAAAGCCCACCUCAGCCAGGAUUUAAAUCAAAUUACACAGGAGCUGCUAGUGGGUCCAGCUAUGAUUCCAAUUCAGGUCCAGGUUUCUGGACUGGAUUAGGUGCCGGAGGACUUCUUGGAUACUUGCUUGGCAACCGAAGGUCACCUUCAGAUCACAGGUAUUCUCCUUAUUAUAGCACGUGGGCUGGUCCAUCUGUUCAACCUCCAUUUACUGGUUCAUUUGGCAAUUCAAAUAGCUGUUCAACAUCUUACAGUUCAGAAACAAAACCUACCUCUGGUUUUGGAAGUACCAAAAGAAGAUGAAGUUUGACUUCCACUCUACCUAAGCGAGUGAAUAAAGCAACAUUUUGGCAAUUCUGAAAUGUGCCCUUAGUCUGCUUGCUAGAAUUAUAAAAUUCUAACUGUUUAUAUUUGUAUCUGUGCAUCUCUAAAAAAAAUUGCUAAAUUUAUUUUGGAACAGUAGCUUUUAACAAAAUGGGGAAGCUUCUCAAGUAAUUUCUAACAUGGAACUGUGUUCUAUAGAAAAGGGAAGAUAAUAGGGUAGCCUUCUGCAAUCUAGUGCCUUUCAAUGAAUUGGAAUAUCUCUCCUAGAAAUAAUAGCUUGACAUCAUGUUGGAGACUAAAGAUUGGAAUAUCAGUAAUAAUUGUAUUUUUUAAAAGUUGAAAAUGCCAUUUUCUAAGGCAGCGGCGCCCAAUCUUUUGGGCAUCAGGGAUCUGUUCCAUGGAGAGAGGUUUUUCACGGGGUAUGGUUCCGUGUGCUACCUGUAUCCCGCAGAUCAGGCUUCGCUUGUUUGCGUGGACUGGCUUCUGGCAUGCCAUGGACCGGUGCCGGCCCAUGUACCGGGGGUUGGCCUUAUUUUAAGGCCUCUCUGAUAAUGGCUAUUAUACAUUAUAAAAACAAAGAAGGAAACAUUAUUUGGAAUAGUGUACUCUUUGGUCUGAACAGACUGAUCUAACCAACAGAAGAGAUAUCUAUCUAUUUUCUUUUCUUUACAAUAGUUCUUUAGAAAGACCUGAGAUAGAGAGAGAAAAGUCAACUAGAUAGUAAUUCCACUAGAUUCAGUGGAAUUAUCCUUUACUAGAUCAAGCAUUACUUUCUUGGCAUGGGACAUAAAGGAUACAAGGCAUUGGGGACUUAUCUUUACUGGGCAUCUUGUUUAUUUCCAAUUAAAUGUAUUUUCCCCUCUUUCUUUUGAUGUGCCGCUUUCUAACCUUUCUUCCUAGCAUUUUGUGAAUAUUUUCUUACUUUCCAUUUCUGUAGGAAAUUAAAUUGGUGAGAAAAUUAACAGCAGCCCCAAAAGUUUGUAUUUAAAUUUCAAAAUAAAGUAAUGUCUGAAAGUA